AUGGAAGGAGUCGGUGCCGUUGCGAAUGUGAGGCGGGAAAUGUUACCUAUCAAAACCAUCUACGCCAACACCAAUUUGAGUAGAAGAACUGCAAUACUCCUGUCUUACGCAAUCUUCAUCAUUUCAAUAAUCAACUCGGUUGCAAUUGCCGGUGCGUCCGGCGCUCUUGGACCUCAUGUCCUCAAAGGCCUGAUCGACACCAAAUUCCAGGUCAAAAUCCUCACCAGAUCCAAGAAGCCUGGAGAAUUCGAUGCAUGCCCAGGUGUUGAAGUAGCGGAAGUGGACUUCACAUCCGUGGAGUCUUUGACUGCUGCACUCAAAGGCAUCGAUGCAGUGGUUUCCACCGUGGCCGGAACAGCCAUCAAGUACCAGACCGUGUUGAUUGACGCAGCUGCCGCUGCAGGAGUGAAGCGCUUCAUUCCCUCCGAGUAUGGCUCCGUCACCACGAACCCCAAGCUAGAAAAGUUCCCGCUCUAUGAGAAUGUGUUCAUGAUCAGACGCCACCUGCAAGAAAAGGCAGACGCAGGACUAAUGAGCUGGACGGUGCUCGCAUGCGGCGCCUUCAUGGAAUCCCUGCUCGUGCCAGGCGCAGCGGGCCUGCUUGAUUUCGCAGAGCGCAAAGCGCUCUUGCUCGACGAGGGUGACAACCGACUCAGUUGCAAUUCCCUUGCGACGUCCGGCAAGGCCAUCGCUGCAAUCUUGAAGAACACGAAGGCCACCAAAAAUCGGGUCGUGAAGAUUUCCGAGGUCAUCUUGACACCGAAUCAGCUGUUGAACAUGGCGCAGAGAAUGAGGCCCCAGGACAAAUGAGAGGUUACCAAGGUAGCUGCGAGUAAGGUCUUGAAAGAGGGUCUGGAUGGAAUCAGCGCGGGCGACUUUAGCCCGGCGACCAUUUAUAAGAUCAUCCAGGGUACGGGACUUGCAGGUGAAACGUACGGUAGUGCGUAUGAUGAGACUGACAACGAGCUUCUGGGAGUCAAGGAGUUGACGGAGGAAGAUUUGAAGAAGAUUGUGGCUGAGAAGCUUGCGUAGAGUUGGACUGUCAGGAAGAGGAUACGACGCACACUUAGAGUCGCAACUUAAGAAUAUAAAGAUCUCU
Molecule: messenger RNA, 1099 nt
Organism: Mollisia scopiformis
Lineage: Eukaryota; Fungi; Ascomycota; Leotiomycetes; Helotiales; Mollisiaceae
Product: NAD(P)-binding protein
Exons: 3
Coding region: 1-810 (269 amino acids)
Molecular function (GO): oxidoreductase activity
Source: RefSeq, a predicted model, not a curated record